Trichoderma harzianum CBS 226.95 is the source of this 677-nucleotide messenger RNA. RefSeq lists its product as hypothetical. Lineage: Eukaryota; Fungi; Ascomycota; Sordariomycetes; Hypocreales; Hypocreaceae. The coding region runs from base 259 to 636 and encodes 125 amino acids. The transcript has a single exon. The record is from RefSeq and is a predicted model, not a curated record.
UCGCAAAAUUAUCUUUGUUGCAGAGUUGCAAAAGGGACUGCAGUUUGCCGAACGCCAUCGGCUUCGCAAUGAAGUGGUCUACUUUGACGACCUGGCUGCAAGCAUAAGAAUAGCAGCAAGCACAAUAGCAAGCACAGAGAUGCCAGAAAGCACAAAAUGGCCAGCUAACAUACAAUCGCAAACAAGCAUGAAAAGAUCAAGUCAGAAGCGCAGGUCAGGGUCCGAUAUACGUCUAGCAAUUCGUCAAAUUCCAAGAGAAUGCGCUUCAGCAGCGCAAAGCUGAAACAUCGUACGGUGGUUGGCAAUCGGCUGUUGGUUAAUAAGACCAAGUCGAACUUGCAUACCCUUAGGGAGGUCUUGUGGCAGAAUAGGAUGUACUCCUGUCUUGUUAUCUCGCCAGUAGACCGAGUCAUCAGCAGCUUCAAUGCGGCCAAAGGAACUGGGAGAGUUAUUCCGUGGCGCAAUCAAGCCACACCAAUCUCUCUACACGACGGGCAAGAUUCUCCAUCAUUUGCGCAAUCAUUUACUAAGAGAAAUCGUAUGUCAACAAAAUACAACUUUAUGAGCCUUGACACCUCCCUGAUAAAGAUUUGGAGUCGAAACACGGUGCUUUACCAACCUUCUCCUUCAAAGUAAGGUAAUAAGGGUCUCCGGGUCAACGUCGGGCGAAUAACAUU